Molecule: messenger RNA, 462 nt
Organism: Vicia faba (fava bean)
Lineage: Eukaryota; Viridiplantae; Streptophyta; Magnoliopsida; Fabales; Fabaceae
Source: the annotation of a GenBank genome assembly
AUGAUGCCUCUUAUUUCCUGUGUUCUACUGGUUGGUCUCUUUAUUUUGCAACACCGUGGCUCCCACGCGAUUGCUUUCAUGUUUCCUCUCAUAAUCAUCCUAUGGUUACUAUCUAUUUUCACGAUUGGCAUUUACAAUGUCAUCAAGUGGAAUCCAAGCAUAUAUCGGGCUCUUUCUCCAUAUUAUAUAUAUAAAUUCUUUUGGGUUACAGGAAAAGGUGGUUGGACUAAUCUUGGAGGGGUAUUUUUGUGUGUAACAGGAAGUGAAGCUAUGUUUACAGACCUUGGGUACUACAAACAAGCAUCUGUAAGGGAUGCAUUUUCUUGUAUCAUUUACCCAUGUCUAAUUCUUCAGUACACGGGGCAUGCCGCUUUUCUUUCAAAGAAUUUAUGCUUCUAUUCCAGGUCAGCUAAUAUAAAUUCUAAGAAUAAAUUUCUGAUAGGUCAUGUUGUUAAUUUCUGA